UCGUCGUCAGCAGCAGGAGAAAAAAUUUCAUUCGCAAGAGUUGAGUGUAAAAGUGAAGCACGAAAAAUAAUUAAAAAAUUGGGAGAACAGUUUUAGCUAAUUGUUGCUGCUACUGCUGCCGUUGUGCCGUGGCCGUACGGGGUCGUAUAUAGGCCACUUCACGGAAGAUAAGUGUAUGUUAAGCUUCAGUAGGUGAGGAAAAAAAAAUCGCCAGCAAGAAUAAACAAGGCAGCUCGCGAAAAGCUGAAAUUCCUAGCAGGAAAAAAGGGCAUUUGGCAACGCAAAGCUGCACGGUCAGCAGGGGAGGUGUCGAAUAAAAUGUUGACAGAAUGUCCCACGCAACCAGUUUACUGAGUUCAGGAAUUUCGCGUCGUAAUCCGGAGGACGAGUACGAGCUGAUCCACAAAAUCGGCUCCGGAACCUAUGGCGAUGUGUACAAGGCAAAAAAGCUCCAGUCGAACGAACUAGCAGCUAUCAAGGUGAUCAAGCUCGAGCCGGGCGAUGACAUCCAGAUCAUCCAGCAGGAGAUUGUUAUGAUGCGCGACUGUCGCCAUCCGAACAUCAUCUCCUACUACGGUUCGUACCUUCGGCAUGACAAACUGUGGAUUUGCAUGGAGUACUGCGGGGGUGGCAGCCUGCAGGAUAUCUACCAAGUCACUGGGCCGCUAACCGAGGUGCAGAUUGCGUACAUGUGCCGGGAAACGUUACUCGGGCUGUCCUAUCUGCACUCGAUGGGCAAAAUCCAUCGAGACAUCAAGGGAGCAAACAUUCUGCUGACGGAGAAGGGCGACGUCAAGCUGGCGGAUUUCGGUGUUUCUGCGCAGAUCACGGCAACUAUCAACAAACGACGGAGCUUCAUCGGUACACCGUAUUGGAUGGCUCCGGAAGUAGCUGCUGUGGAACGAAAAGGCGGCUACAAUCAUUUGUGUGAUAUUUGGGCUUGCGGUAUUACUGCCAUUGAGUUGGCCGAACUGCAGCCGCCGAUGUUCGAUCUGCAUCCAAUGCGGGCGCUUUUCCUAAUGUCCAAGAGUGGUUUCAAACCACCCAGUCUGAAGGACAAGGACCGCUGGAGUACCAAUUUUCACUCGUUUCUUAAGGUGGCGCUAACGAAGAAUCCGAAGAAACGACCGACAGCCGAACGAUUGCUGCAGCAUGCCUUCUUUCAGUCGGAGAUGUCGAUCCGGCUGGCGCUGGAGCUGCUGCAGAAAUAUCACAGUCCACAUCAGAGCUACUUCUUCCACGAUGUCGAAGAGGAAGUUUCUGUUCCGAUUGGACCGCAGAGAAUCACGAGCAAGCUGCAGUCGCCUAGUCCGGUUUAUUUAUGUAAAACAUCGUUGGAACGAGAACGCUCAUCUAGUCCUGAAACAUUACCAAGUGAUAUGAGUCUAUUGCAUUAUAUAGACGAGGAGUUGAAGUUAAGGCGAACGCUGCCAUUACCCAACAUACCGAACGAUUCGUUGGGGGCCGGUGAUGGGGAGUGUUCUUGUCCUGGUGACAGCUAUGACAAUAACGGCCGGGAUGAUUCGACGCUCAGUUAUGCGGAUAUCGAUAAUCUGAAUGCGCGCUUUGAAAAGUUAAAUUCGCAGAACGGAACAGGGGAGGAGGAAACGCAGGGCAAACGGCGAUCUAUGGAUCAGUUGACGGGUUUGUUUACCGAUUUGGAAAAGUCUUCCAGGCAGCGAAGUUUGAGCGACGGUGAUGGAGGCAAUGAAAACGAAACCCAACCAGACCUGCUGAAUAAUACCCCACCGGUACCACCAAAGCGGAGUCAUCGCAGUCGACGUCACACACCUCCUCGGCCAGCAUCGAACGGGUUGCCGCCGACACCGAAAGUUCACAUGGGUGCCUGCUUCUCCAAGGUCUUCAAUGACUGCCCGUUGCACAUUCACUGUACCGCCUCGUGGAUUCACCCGGACACACGGGACCAACACCUGCUGAUCGGGGCCGAGGAGGGCAUUUUCAAUCUGAACAUGAACGAACUGCACGACGCCGCUAUCGAGCAGCUCUAUCCACGUCGAACCGUGUGGCUGUACGUGAUCAAGGACAUCUUGAUGUCGCUGUCGGGAAAAACCUCGCAACUGUACCGGCACGACCUGAUGGCGCUACAUUCCAAGCAAACGCACCGAUUUUCGCUACACAUGAAAAAGAUUCCGGAGAAGCUGGUGCCGCGCAAAUUCGCCCUCACAACCAAGGUGCCGGACACCAAGGGUUGUACGCAGUGCUGCGUCACACGGAACCCGUACAACGGGUACAAGUACCUGUGCGGUUCGCUGCAGAGUGGCAUUUUUCUGAUGCAAUGGUACGACCCAUUGAACAAGUUUAUGCUCCUGAAGCAGUGCGAUUGGCCAUCCGGAAAUCUGCAAUACUACGGGGUAAACUCGAAUGUAUUUGAAAUGAUAAUCACCCCCGAGCUGGAGUAUCCGAUUGUUUGUGUGAACGUGCGGAGAGGGUCGAACAAUAGCCUGAAGUUAGAUUUGAUCAACACCAAUAACUCAUCAAGCUGGUUCAACACCAACGCGGAAGAAAUGGAUGGUAUGGCCACUGUUAUCAACAGGCGAGACACGCUACGACCAAUUAAAGUGCACCAGAUUGAGAGGGACGCAAUUUUGGUAUGCUACGAUAACAUCGUACAGAUAGUGGAUGUUCUUGGUUGUCCAAAGCAGAGUAAAAAGUAUAUUUGUCGUUUGGAGUUUAGUUUCAACGUUGAUAAUAUCGUUUGCUUGACCGACAGUGUACUAGCGUUUCACAAAAACGGUAUGCAGGGCAGAUCCCUUAAAAACGGAGAGAUUACCCAAGAGAUUACCGAUGUCAGUCGGAUUUACGAGCUGAUUGGAAGUGACAACCGUAUCGUGAUGCUGCAGAGUCGCAUCAUGCGGUCCGAAACGAUGGAAAGCUCCAGCGAGGAGGGCCAUGACCUGUACGUAGUAGCCGGACACGAGGCCAGCUAUUAAGCCGCCAGAAAAAAAAAUGCGGUGGCCCGAGAUACCGGGUAAGUGUAAGUGAUAUAUCAGGACACACAGCAUGUACUAGUAGCGAUUAGGAAACAAAGGUAAAAAAAAAAUACAAGGACAAAUAAGGAAACUAAGUAGUUACGACUUGGAGCGUGUGUAGUGGCGGUGAAAAUCGGAACAGAUUUGUUAGAUAUAUUAAAUAUAUCUGUUUGUACACCUUAAACAAAAUGUAAACUAAAUUAAUUCAAAACGCAGAAGAGGAUAGCAGUUAAUUAGGAAAAAAAUAUAAUUAAAGAAAAAAACAGUUCACUAACUUAGUCUAAAGUUCCAGUCAAACCAAGCAGUGAGCAGGCGAGAUAGCGUUGUCUUGUAUAAAUGUUCUUCUAUGUUUCGUAUUUGAUUGUAUAGAAAUUUUAUUCGCAUCCGCGGGCAGGACCUUUCGAACGCUCCUCGCCUUCGCUGGCAGCGGAGCAGGUUAUGAAGCUUUUUUUAAAGAAAAAAAAAACUACUUGUCAGAAUGCAGGAACAAAAUGAUAGUCUUUUUAAGGUAAGAAUUUUUUUAAUCGGUCUGUAUUUGAUGAGUAUGUAUAGAAACAGAUAACGAUGUGAUAACAUCGUUUGUUUCCGAGAUUUUCAUAUUCAGUUAAAAAUUUUGAAUGUCGAUUGGAAUGUACCACAAGUAUUCUACUGUAAUUUUUUGUAGUUUUACAUAGCAAUAAUGUAAGAGCGAGAUUUCUACUAUUCUUUUUGGUGUAAUAUUCGGUUUGAUCGUUAUUUUCUCGGUAUAAUUCUGCUUACGCUGUACAAUUCGAAAUUUUUGCAGCAAUACGUACUAGGGCAAACUACGCAGUAGUGACAAGAAGAAAAAAAAAAAAACAAUACAAACAGAAAUAAGUAACCACUGGAUCAAAGUCGAAAUAGUACUAAAAUGUCGAAAUAAUAGAUCACAUAUUUUGUUAAAUCUUUUCUGGCGUAGAUCUAAACAUGUAUUUGCGAAAUAACAGUGGAAUAUAUUGUGUAAUUUGAACAAGGUAAAUAAUCACGAUACACUUUAUUGGAUUUCAUAACUGCGUGGACAAAUAGGCUUUAAACAGACUAAACAAUAACAAAAACUAAGAAGAAAAUAUCUACAUUCAGAUCGUGCUCACAAACAACGGAUAAAUUCAAAGCCAUACGAUUAUUCCACAUACUGUAGUAAUAGGACAACAGCGUUGAACCAUAAGACAGACCAACACAGUGGCGAUAAACCUAUACAUAAUUGCAUUUAUUUUUUGAGAUCAGCUUAUACAGCUUACCUAUUAUUUGUACAAUUCGGCAACACUUGGGUGCACGAAAGGGCUACAAGAUUGGAUACCAUUUCAACGUCGCAUUUGUUGUGGCAAGCUUUUUAUUGGUUCUUCACGACAGAUUCAUAGUGGAAUGGUACCGUAAUCUGUUUUAUUUUUUACAUUUCUAACUUUUAUUGGCAAUCAUUCCAUUUUAAGGCGGGAAGUUGCAUCCGAACAAUUCCAAAAACCAUCGCAUAAAUUCAAGCAAUAUUCGUACACACACAUACACAUUUCUGAAUCGAACCACGAUCCUCAUUAGAUAAGUUGGCGUAAUUUAACGUCUGAUAUUUUAAUUCCAUUUUUUUGCUACUCGUAGCCAGAACCCUUUAAGUCAAAUUCAUAGCAGGAAAACAGUUUAGAUAGAAAUAUAGCUUCUGUUUUAAUUUUUGAAUAAUAUACCAACAAUAUUUUGAGUUCGAAACGAAAAGGAUUAGGCUUAUAUUUAUGUUUGACUGAUAUGUUUUUAUUGAUGUUCCACCUAAGUCGAACAAAAGGAAGAUGAGUUAUUAUACUCUGUUGCAGCACACGUUCUUCUACUCCACCGAAAAUACAUCAAAAAACCUAAAAUUCGAGCUGUAAAUCUAGCUGUAAACCUUCAACUACUUUUUUGCGUGAGUACAGAUAAAACUUUUAUCUUAUAAUUUAAACACAAGUAGUGAUAUCCCACGGUCCAGCCUGGUUCGUGAGCAAAUUCCACGAAACAACCGAUACAAAUCUACCUACAUACCUGGAAGACAACGGCAGCGUUGAUUUUUCCUUUUUUUUCAAGCAUUCAAAGCUUUAUUGCAUUAUAUUUUAAACUAGGUUCGUAAGUAGUCGUUUCUUUGUACACUGUGUUCUAUCCCUGUUAUAGAUAAAAUUUGGUUAAUGAUUAGGAUUUUUUCACCCACAAAUACCAAUCGAUGAAUUCUGACACAAAUGAAGAUAUCGAAACGUACCUACUGUCGAGUUCGAAUAUAUCGAGGUCACGUUUACAAUUUCCAUAUACACCACAAACAAACAAAACAAAAUGUAUCUAAAUAAAGCAUACCCAAAUACAGCGCAGCAAAGUAGAGAGAAACACAAAAAAAAACUUACAAAUUAUAUAUAUAUUUCUCUGAAUAGAAAAAAAAAUACAGAAAUUUUGUAGCAGCUCAAACAAACAAACCAGACAACAAAAGAAAGAAAACAAAAACCUACAGAGAACAAGCUUCUCUUCUUUUGUUAACAGUGUAGAGCUCUUCGUUUCCGCUCCAAGCAAUAUAGCUAUCGAAAACAAAAAUUGAACAUCUCUUUUCCUCACCUCUCCCCCCAUGUAGACAGAAUUCUUGUAAAUGUCGUUAUAAUCGAUACAAAGUUUAACCAAGAUGCAAUAAUUUUACAAAAAAUACUAAAAAAGCGAAUGGAGAAACAAUAGCACGGUGUCCUGCAAAAUAAUACAGUGGAAACGUACUGCGGGCGUUUCAGAGGGCAUAACACACACACCGACCACAGAAGAGAUGCAAGUGACUACAGUUAGAGCGAAGAAGAAGAAAAAUAAAAAAAAUGUUUUUUUUUGAGAAUGAAA
This is a messenger RNA of Wyeomyia smithii (pitcher-plant mosquito), 5825 nucleotides long. It is a transcript of the gene hppy, whose product is annotated as mitogen-activated protein kinase kinase kinase kinase 3. Gene Ontology annotation, molecular function: MAP kinase kinase kinase kinase activity; ATP binding. Gene Ontology annotation, biological process: protein phosphorylation. The transcript has 15 exons. Bases 330 to 2951 code for a protein of 873 amino acids. The record is from RefSeq and is a predicted model, not a curated record. NCBI's taxonomy places the organism in Eukaryota, Metazoa, Arthropoda, Insecta, Diptera, Culicidae.